GACUACUUCCUGAAGGAUUACAGACACAUUUGUGGAUUGUCUGUCCGCCAAGUGGACAUCUUCCCUUGUCAUUGUCAUUUGAGUCACUUUAGACAUCAUGGCCAGGGCACAGAUUGAGCGCUGGGCUGCGGAGCACCCUUCUGCUCCCCGGAUUGGCAAGUUCUUCGAGGUCCCGAACAGCUGGGUCCUGCCCCGCGUUGCUGCCGGCCUUGCUGCCGCGGGCUUCCUCUGCUGGGUGAACGCUGAGUACCUGUGGCUCCAGAAGCCGGAGAGCUACACCCCUGAGUUCCAGGCGGAGCAGAAGAAGAUUGGCGAGGUCGCGCAACGCAUUAACGCUUCGCCGGUCUACCUGAACCCCUUCACGAACCGGAUACCCGGCAGCAUUCUGGGCCCCGAGGACGUCAAGGACGCCUAAAGCAGCCAUGUGGGCUUCAUAAUGCGCACUUGUGCUGUGGAACAAGCCUUCAAAGUGGCGGGCCGCGAGCACUGGCGCCUGGCUUAUACCCUUUUGUACAUGCGAACAGUGAAUGUUUGCUGGUGUGUAGACGUAGUUGUUCGAACAUUGCUGUUCUGGUCUGGUGAAAGUGGGUGCGUCGGAGGGAUAGCGUAGGCGUGCGUCGAAACCCAACGGUGUGAGGCUUCGCCAACGUGUAGUUGACCGCUUCUCUUCUCGGGUCCCGCGCGCGUAAAUGU
This is a messenger RNA of Astrephomene gubernaculifera, 693 nucleotides long. The record is from the annotation of a GenBank genome assembly. NCBI's taxonomy places the organism in Eukaryota, Viridiplantae, Chlorophyta, Chlorophyceae, Chlamydomonadales, Astrephomenaceae.